AUGUGUGAUAUCAUUAAUAACAGGUCGAAAGGUGGGGAAUCACAGACCUUUUUCGAUGGGCACGAAGGUGUGAUGGAGGGAAAGACACGUAAUGGUGAUGUGUUUAAAUUCAACACGGGCCAAUGCACCGAUGCUUCUGUUGUACUCAGUGAUAAAACGAAUGAGUAUAGCGAUACAGUAGACGGUGAUGAUAGUGUCUCUCUUGUGCCUGCCAUUGGCACCCAAGAGUCUCCUCAUGCCUCUUUCCAUUGGUUGGGAAACUAUGGAUUUGAAGACAAAACGGAAGUGUUUCUUUUUCCUGCUAUUGAAAAGCACCGCGGUGAGCAUCCGGUGCAAUCCACACCACACGAUCGUCUCUCGCCUGUAAUGACGACGACGAUGGUGGGAGACUCACUCUCAUCUGCAUUGAUGAUGCACAGUCUUUUCACAGUAAACACCGCAGCAGACCUUUCACCAACACUCUUAACAACCUUUCUCGCCUACAGUGAUGAGAUGGCCAUGGCAGCGCAGACAACAUCCUCCAGUUGCCAUUCAUUAGGUGCGGCGUUUGAUUUUAUCAAGACACGUCUCUUUCCAACUGGAAACGUUCAUUUUCCUCUUCUCGCAGGAGCGCAGGAACAACAACAGCGAAAACGAAUUAUGGCGCUCUCAUGGUUUCUGCAACAACACCGUGAACAUGCCGCAACGAUGUUAUCCAUGGGAUUCCGUUUUCUUCUCGAUCUUGAAAACUAUAGUUUCUCGUGGAAGCGAGCGGUGGAAGUGCCGCUGAUGGCGUUGCAGCUGCUCUCAACAUUUGCGCAGGCUGUGACGUUUGAUGGGCAUCCCAACACCUUUGCGGCCCUAAACCCGCGUGAACAUCUUCUUCUCAUGGCGUCGUGUUUGUUGGCCUGCUGGAAGUUCGCAGAUGUGGACGCCAACGUUGUGGCUCUUAUUGCGGUUCUCGAGCACUCCUUCUUCCGCCACCACGCCGUACUUCAGCUGCGGGAUGUUCUUCACAUGGAACUCACCGUACUUGGAGUGUGUGGAGUGUGUGUGGAGGCACCACGAUGGUGGACUGUCGCGAUUGAACUCCUCACCAUUGCGCAUACAGAUAUGAAGGAGGCAUACUACUAUAAUAAUAAUAAUAAUGAUAAGAAUGAUUUUGAUGGUAAGAAGAAGGGUAUCACGCAGAGUUUUGAGGAGAAACUUGAACUUCUUCUGAUGGCCAGUGAACAAAUUCUUCUUAUUGUGAUAAACGUGGAUAGUGAUCAUGGUGAGGAGAAGGGGAAGGAUAAGGAAGGAAAAGAAAGGAACGCCAUUCAUAAUAAUAAUAAUAAUAAUAAUAAUAAUAACACGAAUACUACCUCUCAUCACCAGAAUCAUCACUCUCAUCAUUCGAUAUAUUCUGUUCGUCUCGCUGAACUACGCACUACUCUACUCAGUUGGAUGGAAUCACAUCCAAUUUUUGGUGUGGCGCUCGCCGUUGCCAGCGGUGUGGUAACACUGCCAUGGGCGGCAUCGUACAUAGCCCCCACUGCAAAAGCGUGCAAUCUUAACAAGCAGAGAGAUGGGGAUAAAUGUCGAAAUGAUAAUGGGGAAUCUUCACAGUGCCCCCUAUUCCCUCGUAGCGAUAUUCAGAGAGUCAUCCAUGCUGCGGAUGAUGCCGUUCAGCGUGAGUUGGGUGUAAUGGUGGAGGUCUUAACAGAAGUGCUGCGAACAUCGUGGAAGGAAUCUCAGAGCGAGUUGUGA
This is a messenger RNA of Trypanosoma theileri, 1728 nucleotides long. RefSeq lists its product as uncharacterized. Lineage: Eukaryota; Euglenozoa; Kinetoplastea; Trypanosomatida; Trypanosomatidae. The record is from RefSeq and is a predicted model, not a curated record. The coding region runs from base 1 to 1728 and encodes 575 amino acids. The transcript has a single exon.